This is a messenger RNA of Drosophila montana, 715 nucleotides long. Its product is annotated as transmembrane protein 50A. The transcript is spliced from 4 exons. The record is from RefSeq and is a predicted model, not a curated record. Bases 78 to 536 code for a protein of 152 amino acids. NCBI's taxonomy places the organism in Eukaryota, Metazoa, Arthropoda, Insecta, Diptera, Drosophilidae. Gene Ontology annotation, biological process: protein targeting to vacuole; late endosome to vacuole transport via multivesicular body sorting pathway.
CAGGUGCAUUUAUUAGAGACAAGUCUUAUCUGUCUAUCUGUUAUUUUUUUGGAAGAAAACAUUAUACAAAAUUUAUAAUGGCUUUGCUGAAUAAUAUAACGGAAUGGUUCACAUCUGAAACGUCUAGGAACAAAAAUUCAGCCCUGGCGGCAGGAUUACUGUUCUUCACGGGGUGGUGGAUAUUAAUCGAUGCGAUGGCUGGAGAUUCCCAUUUUCAAAUAACGACUGGACAUGUAUUUAUAGGCAUUUUCGGUACCAUCAGCUUCUGCAUGAUCAACACGGUCAAAGGCGAACAUAUUUCUGAAGAUAACACAUCGGAGUCGGGCGCGAGGAUCGCUAAAAUAUGGUUACUCAUUGGCUUUGUGAUUGGAUUCGCGUCAAUUAUUGCCGCCAUUUGGGUAAUGGUCGAUGACUUUGUCAACAAUGAGAAAAAGGAUACAAGUUUGGGCGUAGCGUUGCUUCUACAAAAUGUCUUCAUACUGUUUGGCAGCCUGGUGUACAAGUUUGGCAGGAACGAGGAGGAUUGGAAUGAGUAAAGCGUCGGGAUUGUGACGUGCUGCUUUUAGAAAACAAUAUAAACACACACAUAAUUGUAUUUCAUGUAGAUUACUCCAAGAAUUGUGGCGGUGGUUAAGCUACCCCCAUCGUCAUUGCAAUAUGCGUUUAAAAACACAAACAAAUAAUCUCAUUAAUAUUAAACGACGAGUCACUCGCA